This is a messenger RNA of Stegodyphus dumicola, 924 nucleotides long. RefSeq names its product mitochondrial ribosomal protein S26 (gene mRpS26). Lineage: Eukaryota; Metazoa; Arthropoda; Arachnida; Araneae; Eresidae. The record is from RefSeq and is a predicted model, not a curated record. Gene Ontology annotation, cellular component: mitochondrial small ribosomal subunit.
UUUUGUUGUUGUUACUGUAUGUUUGUUAUAUUUUUUAUUACUGUUGAGCUAUGGCAUUUGUUUUAAACAAAUGUUUUCCUUGCGUGUGGUCCCCAUAUUUCUUUGGGAAUAUUCGACUUGCUGUGCCAGUCACAACGCAGCUGAGGUGGAAGAAAAUUCCUAUAAGAAAACCAAUGUGGUUACCCACUGCUCCAUCUAAACUGUACAGAAUUCCUGAACAUCCUUAUGUCCCACCUGAUGAAAAGGAAUUGAUCGCUGAACUGCUGGAGGAAUAUUAUUGUAAAGUAGAAUCGUUGAGGCAAUUAUUUCAAGCAGAGGUAAAACAGAAAGAUGAAGAUGAAGGAAAUACAUUAGAACAGCAACAAAAGGAUGAAGCAGAAUUUCGUCUUUUACUUGAAGAAAAUAAAAAAGAAAAUGAAAGAAUCAGGGCUAUAAGAGAAGAAACAUCAGAGAGACUAUUUCAAGAAAAACAACUUGAAUUAUUACAAUUAGAAGAAGAAAGGAAGCUUGAAGAGCAAAGAAUUAAAGAAAGAGUUGAAGAUAUAGUUAGGAAAGAAAAGGAGAUGAGUGCAUUUUAUAUCAAUUAUGACAAUUUAGAUACAGCUAUUGAGCAAGCUAUGGACAACCCAGUAAAUGUCAAUUUUGCUAUAACUCCAGCUGGUGAUGUAAUAUGGGAAGGCAAGCCACCACCUGAAUAUGAAGAAAAUGUAAUCAAAAGAAUCUCAGAAGGUAAAAAAUUGUAGAAAUAGCUAUUAAGUGUCAAACUAUUGAAAAAACACUGCAAUGUACAUAUAUACAGUAUGUGUCAGAGUGUAUAUGAUACAAAAAAUGCCUUAUAGUAUGACAAAUACUUCUCUUUUAAAUGGUCAUUUUCCAAAUUUCUGUAUAAUAAAUAUCUGAAAUAAAUAAAUUAAAAAGACAAAA